AUGAGAUUCUCCAAAGUAUUUUCUUUUUUUGCUUUUUUCAUUGCCCUUAAAUAUUUUAACAGAUGCCUUGGUGAUCAAUUAGAUAUGGGUUCCUUACACAAUAACAAUAAUGUUGUAGGAAACUCAUCAUCACAAUCACCAUCAUCAUCAUCUUCCUCAUCAUCAUCUUCACAAUCACCAUCUGCAUCUUCAUCCUCAACCCCAUCAUCCCCAGCUUCCUCAUCUUCAACCCCAUCAAGCUCAUCAGAUGACAGCAAAAAUGUAUCUUUAGAUAAAAUCGAUGAAGAACUUCAAAAGAAAAAGAAAAACGAAAAAUUACUUUUAAUAUCCUCUGUUGCCACAGGUUUAGCCGUUUUAGUAGGUGGAUUAAUAGGUACUGCUUUAUACACCAGCAGAAAAGCAUCAAAAGCCAACAAUAAUAAUGGUGACGAUUUAGAUUCUGAUGCUGAAGAAACCGAUGCUACUAACGACUCAUCUUCAGAAACCAAAAAUGAAGAAGUCCAAACCGAAGAAACCAAAAAAGAAGAAUAA
Molecule: messenger RNA, 531 nt
Organism: Plasmodium gaboni
Lineage: Eukaryota; Apicomplexa; Aconoidasida; Haemosporida; Plasmodiidae
Product: early transcribed membrane protein 5
Exons: 1
Coding region: 1-531 (176 amino acids)
Source: RefSeq, a predicted model, not a curated record